CUCCAGUACAAAGGAAUCUCUCUUUAAUGACCGUUAAUAUCGCAGGUUGCGGUAACAGACUGAAAACCGGCGAUGCCAAACGUAUCAUGGGCGGCGAGGACGCUACUCCCCUCGAAUUUCCGUGGCAGGUUGCCGUCUUGCGUAACGGCCAACAGACGUGCGGGGCAUCGGUCUUAAGCGACGAGUGGGUUAUCUCUGCUGCACGUUGCUUCGAAGACAGCAGUUCGUCUUACGCCUUACUGUUUGGAAGACAUGAUCUUAAUAAGCCGGAGCCGUCCCAAGAGUCUCGACUUCUCCAGAAAGACGAAAUUAUACGACACGAGAACUUCGACUUCCACAGAAACUUUGAUUACGACGUGGCACUAAUACGAUUAUCGGAGCCACUUCGAUUCGACAACCCCAAUGUGAAGCCCGUUUGUCUCCCAACAGCCGGAGAAGACUUUACCAAAGUUCUCUGCACCGCGAGCGGAUGGGGCAUAAUGGCACCAGAUGGACCUCCUCCCGCAGUCCUACAGAAAGUGGACGUCCCCGUGUGGAAAGAAGAGGAAUGCAAGACUGCGCUCUUCCCUGCUAUCACGAAUACUAUGAUGUGCGCAGGAUACGAAAAUGGCGGAAAGGACAUUUGUAACGGCGACUUUGGAGGUCCCCUCAUUUGUCCAAGGAACCACAACAACGAGACUUGGGUUCUAGCAGGAAUCAGUUCCUGGAGCAACGGCUGUGGUGAACCACACACACCUGGAGUGUACACACGCGUCACAGCUGUGCUGCGUUGGAUUAAGGAUAAAAUGGGCCAGCUCUAAUAUAGAAGGAGGCAGCCUUUGAAUACAUAUCAAAUAAAUAUCAAUAU
This is a messenger RNA of Ornithodoros turicata, 847 nucleotides long. RefSeq names its product prostasin-like. Gene Ontology annotation, biological process: proteolysis. Gene Ontology annotation, molecular function: serine-type endopeptidase activity. The coding region runs from base 27 to 800 and encodes 257 amino acids. The transcript is spliced from 5 exons. The record is from RefSeq and is a predicted model, not a curated record. NCBI's taxonomy places the organism in Eukaryota, Metazoa, Arthropoda, Arachnida, Ixodida, Argasidae.